GCAAAUGACUCAUGUCCAUAUCAACCCAGCUGCGCCGCAGAUUCAACACGGAGCAGCUGCUGUGAUUGACACAUACCAGCAUCCACUCACAAACCGAGUCUUGUGUCCUCUGACAAAUGGCUAUGCGCUAGUUUUAGCCUUGGACUCCAGCCAUCGCUUUAAAGUUGCUGCUCUUCGGCCAGUGUAGCUGCAAAAUCGGCAUAAGGGUGGCUCUUAUGUCGAACCACGAAAGCAGAAGCAGAAAUACAAGCAGUCAUGAGAGCCUCAAUUAUGUGGCCCAUAAUGAGUUCAGUGCUCCUCUUUCCGUAGCCAAGAGCGAACGUCAACAGCAUCAGUGGUCACAAUUUCAGGCACUGCAAUGAACGACUCUGACAUUUCCUACGACUCCAUCUACGAAGAUGAAGUAUGCGAAAAAGAGGAGGUGGUCCAAUUCGCCUUCUUUGCUGUUCCCAUUUUCUUCUCUGUUGUGAUCACGCUGAGCCUCGUUGGAAACCUCCUGGUCCUGGUCAUCCUGGCUUUGUACGAGAACCUCAAAUCCCUCACCAACAUUCUCAUCCUCAAUCUGGCCGUGUCCGACCUACUCUUCACCAGCGGUCUCCCCUUCUGGACCAUCUACCACAUGUGGGGCUGGGUGUUCCACAAGGCCAUCUGCAAAAUCGUCACUUUUGUCUUCUUCAUCGGCUUUUACAGCAGCCUUCUCUUCCUGACCGUCAUGACCGUCUACAGGUACCUGACCGUGGUCCACCCGCUGUCCGAUCUCAGACCGCGAAACGUCACCGUGGGGGUUCUGGUGUCCGUCCUGCUGUGGAUCGUCAGCAUCGGCGCGGCCGUGCCCUCGCUGCUCUUUAGUACCGUCGUCUCCAUCCCGCACAAAGAUAAACCAUCCCUGGGCUGCGAAUACGAGGACGACCUGUGGGCAACGGUCGGCGUUUCCCAACAGAACCUCUUCUUCUUGGUCGCAUCUGCUGUUGUGGCUUUCUGCUAUUGCAGAAUACUGGUCAGAAUCACGAGAACCAGAUCGCACACAAAAACCCGAGUGGUGAAGCUCGUUUUGUGCAUCGUGGCCGUGUUCUUUCUUGGCUGGGUGCCGUACAACGUGGCAAUCUUCCUGAGGCUUUUGUCCAACAAGUUGGUUCCACCUUUUGAAGACUGCGACACAAGUAUUCGACUCGAUUACGCGUUCUACGUGUGCCGGCUCGUCGCCUUCUCUCACUGCUGCCUCAACCCCGUCUUUUACGCGUUGGUUGGUGUGAGGUUCCGGGGUCAUCUGAAGAAAAUGUUCUGUGAACGGUUCAGAGGACCGAGCACGGUUGAGUCAAAGCAGGGACGGAUACGAAAUUUUAUCUCACAGGGAUCAAUGUAUUAGACGCUGUUCAGAUUGAUCUAUUUGCCGUGAUUGAAACUACAAUUCUUAAAAUACCAAAUUAUGGCAAUAUUGUAUGUUGGAAAGGAUUUGAAUGCUCCAGUAAAAUUAUUCACUCCUGAAUGCUGUGAGUUUUGGUAUGUCACGCUAACAAUCCAGUUAAAGAAUAAGAUAACUUAUCUGAAAUCUGAAGGAAGCAUAAUGUAUAUUUACUUAAAAAAGUAUUAUAUAUUUGUAUCGAUAAAGAGUUGGGUUACUUUGUAGGUGGUGUUCGGUUUAAUGGUUAGCAUCAGGGUAAGCGAAGUGGUGAGGGAAUAUGGUUCAUUAGGGUUUGGGAUUAAGGCUUGCACGGAAUUUGGCCAAGGGAAUACUCUGUAUCGACCAUCUGACAACAUUUGAGCUGAAAAAUGUUUGGUAAGCAAAUGUGGAGUAAUACACUGAAUUAUGAUGCUCUUUUAAUAUUCUCAGUGUGUGGUAAGUGGACCCGAGCUUGUAGGGUAUGGUUGGGGGUUAAAGUGAUUGAUUGUACAUGCAUAGAAAAGUGAACCAGUUAUACUGUAUGAGUACAGAACAAUUAUGUUUUUGUUACUCGAUUAAAUGUACUCUAACCAACCAGUAGUAUGAAAUAAAACAUUUAGUUUUAGCUUUUAUUUUAUAGCCACACAUUUGCAAUUGUCUUUUUAUGUGCAUCCCUUCCAAUGCGUUAGGCUUUAUGAGCUGCAAAAAUUGUACUAUGAAAUGUUCACAAAAGCAUUGUGGAUAAUACAUUUAUUGACGAACAUUAUUGUUUUUGCUUCCUUUUCAAAACUAUUGCCAAACGAUGAUUUGUAUAUGGAAUGUGAUUUUAAUUGAUACAUGACUGUGCAUUAUAAUCAAAUAUACUAUAUCAGAAUGUUACACAUUUCAUUCUUCUCUCAAAGUUUUCAAACCUUUUAUUUACAUUUGUGCAAAUGUAUACAAAUUAAUUAGGUACCCAACGAAUGCUGUGGCUUUCUUUUUGCAUGAAAAUAAAAC
Molecule: messenger RNA, 2377 nt
Organism: Syngnathoides biaculeatus (alligator pipefish)
Lineage: Eukaryota; Metazoa; Chordata; Actinopteri; Syngnathiformes; Syngnathidae
Gene: xcr1a.1
Product: chemokine (C motif) receptor 1a, duplicate 1
Exons: 4
Coding region: 359-1366 (335 amino acids)
Biological process (GO): immune response; G protein-coupled receptor signaling pathway; chemotaxis
Cellular component (GO): membrane
Molecular function (GO): chemokine receptor activity
Source: RefSeq, a predicted model, not a curated record